Molecule: messenger RNA, 8049 nt
Organism: Bombyx mandarina (wild silkworm)
Lineage: Eukaryota; Metazoa; Arthropoda; Insecta; Lepidoptera; Bombycidae
Gene: MRP
Product: Multidrug-Resistance like Protein 1
Biological process (GO): transmembrane transport
Cellular component (GO): membrane
Molecular function (GO): ATP hydrolysis activity; ABC-type transporter activity; ATP binding
Source: RefSeq, a predicted model, not a curated record
GGAGCAGCGGGGCACAGCGGCUUCGACGACGAUCGAGUUGCGCGUGGUGCUUUGUACAAGUUGGUGUUCAAGUUGGUGGUGCUGUAAUCUGCUGGAACAAAACUUCAGUGAUUAGUGAUGAAAACUAUACAAAUAUUGUGAUUGUGUACUUUUUGAACAUCGACUACAAAUUUUAGAAUUCAAAAUUUCGUGUAGUUUCAAUGGUUAACUUUAUGGCAACUACAAAAUAAAUAAAUAAAACUGCUAAUACUUACGAUGUCUUACAACUCCACGCUUGACAGCUUUUGCGGGACACCGUUUUGGAACAGUACUGCCACCUGGUACACGGAUAAUCCUGAACUAACACCAUGUUUCCAGCAGACUGUCCUCAUUUGGACACCCUGUCUCUAUCUCUGGGUGUUUGCAUUCCUUGACUUAUAUUACAUAUUCAAUAGUAAGGAACGAAAUAUACCAUGGAACAUACUGAACAUCACGAAAUUGCUAGUAACAUGUCUUUUAAUAGUUUUGAAAUUUGUGGACUUGGGUGUAGCAGUCCAUUUAUCUUCAAACGGGGAAAAGGAAGUCUACAAUGCGAAUUAUUACAGUCCUGUAAUAAAAAUACUAACAUUCGGCUUAUCAGCAACAUUGCUAUUCUAUAACAGAAAGUAUGGUAUGAGAGCAUCUGGAGUGCUCUUUUUCUUCUGGUUACUGCUCGUCGUAGCUGGAAUACCCCAGCUAAGAUCCGAAAUUAUCGAUCACAAGAAUUUAGAUGACGACGAAAACGUCAAAUACAAUUUUAUUAGUUACAUGGUCUACUAUCCUUUGAUAGUUCUCAUGUUCAUACUUAAUUGUUUUGCCGAUUUGCCACCUAAGGACACGCCUUAUAAGUAUCAAAAGAAUCAAUGUCCGGAGAAUGCAGCGGGAUUCCCGAGCCGCCUCACGUUUAGCUGGUUCGAUCCGCUCGCCCUGACUGGAUUCCGCAGGAGUCUUGUUGAGAACGAUCUGUGGGCCCUGAACCCACCGGACUCUUCAAAAGAAUGCGUUCCGAAAUUCGAUAAAUUUUGGGAAAGAUCUCUGAAGAAACGCGAACUAUCGAACGGUACUAAGGCGACGUACCGAAAAACUUCAGCCAGUGUCAACUUCAAGCCAGAAAAUGAAAAGAAGCCAGCCUCGAUAUUACCAGCACUGUGUCUCGCAUUUGGAGGACAGUUUCUUUUUGGUUCUAUCUUGAAGUUAAUCAACGAUAUUCUCAUGUUUAUAUCUCCACAGCUCCUCAAAUUAUUAAUAAGUUUCGUUAAGAACGAUGAACCGGACUGGAAAGGUUACGCAUACGCCGUCGCGCUGCUGCUGUGUGCCAUUACUCAAACAAUGCUAUUGGCGCACUACUUCACUAGGAUGUAUCUAGUGGGUAUGAGGAUCAGAACAGCGUUGACGAGCGCCAUCUACAGAAAAUCCCUACGUUUGUCGAACUCGGCUAGAAAGGAGUCAACCGUUGGAGAAAUUGUCAAUUUGAUGUCUGUCGAUGCUCAGAGAUUCGUUGAGUUAACGGCAUAUUUGAACAUGAUAUGGUCGGCGCCUCUGCAGAUCGCCCUCGCCCUAUAUUUCUUGUGGGCUAUCUUAGGUCCGUCAGUACUCGCUGGUUUGGCGGUAAUGAUCAUUCUUAUACCGGUGAACGGUCUAAUAGCGAACAGGGUCAAGACAUUACAAAUAAAACAGAUGAAGUACAAGGAUGAGAGAGUUAAACUUAUGAACGAAGUGCUCAAUGGAAUUAAGGUUCUGAAAAUGUACGCUUGGGAGCCUAGCUUCGAAGAUCAGAUCCUGCAAAUAAGGAACAAGGAAAUGCACGUACUGAAACAAACAGCGUAUCUAAAUUCUGCGACCUCUUUCAUUUGGUCAUGUGCUCCGUUUUUGGUGACCUUCUUAACGUUCUUCACAUAUGUGAUAUCCGAUCCUGAGAAUAAUAUCCUGACUGCCGAAAGGAUAUUUGUUUCGAUGUCGCUGUUUUUCACAAUGAACGUACCACUAGGUUUUCUGCCUUUCAUCAUUGUUUCCGCUAUAGAGACGUCUGUAGGCAUAAAGAGAUUGAACAAAUUCAUGAACUGCGAUGAGCUCGACAUUAGUUCCGUCGAUCACGACAAGAAAGAGCCCAGUCCCAUUGUUAUCGAAAACGGGAAUUUUACCUGGGGCGAAAAAGAUGCCGAUCCUGUAUUGAAGAAUAUUAAUUUGAAUGUACCGCGUGGUUCCUUGGUGGCUAUAGUCGGAGCUGUAGGUUCCGGGAAGAGUUCAUUGCUAGCUGCAAUGCUUGGCGAGAUGAACAAGAUAUCAGGCAGAGUGAAUACACACGGCAGCAUAGCGUACGUUCCGCAACAGGCCUGGAUCCAAAAUGCCACGCUACAAGAUAAUAUACUCUUUGGGAAGCCUCUGCAGCAGCAGUCUUAUAAUAACGUUAUUAAUGUGUGCGCCCUCAAACCCGACUUUGACGUGUUGCCUGGAGGAGAUCAGACCGAAAUCGGAGAGAAAGGUAUAAACUUAUCGGGCGGUCAGAAGCAGCGCGUGUCGCUGGCGCGCGCCGUGUACCACGAGGCGGACAACUACCUGCUGGACGACCCGCUGAGCGCCGUGGACUCGCACGUCGGCAAGCACAUCUUCGACAAGGUCAUCGGGCCCGCCGGCCUGCUCAAGGACAGGACGCGCGUCUGGGUCACGCACAACGUGUCCUACCUCGCGCAGACCGACCUGGUCGUCGUGCUGCGCGACGGACAGGUCUCCGAGGCCGGCUCCUACCAGCACCUGCUCGAGAAGAAGGGCGCCUUCGCUGACUUCCUGCUUCAUCAUCUGAGCGACAUCGAGAAAACUUCGCCUGACGAGUUAGAUGUUCUCAAGCAAGACCUGGAAACAAAACUCGGUACAGAAUUCCAAAACAAACUGCAAAGGGCUCGCUCGCUCUCCGAAAGUACUUCAGAAUCGGAACAAACUCCCGCAGGUGAUAGAGCUGGCAGCGUGAAACAAAAGACUCCUGACGCCCUCACCCAAAGCGAUCUCAAAGAAAAGAACAAACUGAUUGAAGCCGAGAAAGCGGAAACAGGAAGUGUGAAAUGGAGUAUAUAUAAGCACUACUUGAUGAGCGUCGGUGUUUUCGCGUCCGUCGUGACGAUUCUGAUGAAUCUGAUCCUGCAAGUGUUCCAAGUCGGCUCCAACUACUGGCUGGCGGAGUGGUCCAGUGAUUCGAAAAUCAUUGUUAACGGAACAGUGGACAGAGCAAAAAGGGACAUGUACCUCGGUGUGUAUGGAGCGCUUGGAGCAGGACAGGUGCUGUCGGUGUCGGUGUCGUCGCUGGCGCUGUACCUGGGCACGCUGGCGGCGGCGCGCGCCCUCCACGCGACUCUGCUGGCCGGCGUGCUGCGGGCGCCAUCCAUCGGCUUCUUCGACUGCACGCCCGUCGGCCGCGUGCUCAACCGCUUCAGCAAGGACGUUGACGUGCUCGACAACACGCUGCCCAUGACGCUGCGGGGCUGGACGUCCUGCUUCUUCUCGGUACUGGGAACGCUGUUCGUGAUAAGCGUGUCGACGCCCUUAUUCUUAGUGAUCGUGGUCCCGGUGGGUCUGAUCUACUACGUGAUCCAGAGGUUCUACGUGGCGACGUCCCGGCAACUCAAACGGCUGGAGUCGAUAUCGCGAUCGCCCAUCUAUUCGCAUUUCGGCGAGAGUAUCACCGGGGCGUCUACAAUACGAGCCUACGGUGUAACUGACAGAUUUAUUGAAGAAAGCGAAAGUCGAGUGGAUCACAAUCAGUCUUGCUAUUACCCGAGCUGCAUCGCGAAUCGGUGGCUGGCCAUCCGUCUGGAAAUGAUUGGAAACUUCAUUAUAUUCAGCGCGGCUGUGUUCGCGGUGCUCGGUAGAAACUCUAUCUAUCCGGGUAUUGUAGGACUCUCGAUCAGCUAUGCGCUACAGAUCACCCAAACUCUCAAUUGGUUGGUCAGAAUGACUUCUGAAGUUGAAACGAAUAUUGUCGCCGUCGAAAGGAUAAAAGAGUACGCGGAAACCGAACAGGAAGCUGCGUGGAACUUGGAGAAGGGGCCUGGCGCGACGUGGCCCGAGACGGGAGCGCUACAGCUGGAGCAGCUGACGCUGGAGUACCGCCCCGGCGAGCCGGCGCUGCGUGACGUCACGUGCACGGUGGCGCCGCGCGACAAGCUCGGCAUCGUGGGACGCACCGGCGCCGGCAAGUCUACUCUCACGCUCGGGCUCUUCAGGAUCGUGGAGGCAGCCGCCGGACGCAUCCUGAUCGACGGCGUCGACAUCGCGACCCUCGGGCUGCACCAGCUGCGGUCGCGCAUCACCAUCAUCCCGCAGGAGCCGAUCCUGUUCUCGGGCACGCUGCGCUCCAACCUGGACCCGUUCGAGGCGUACAGCGACGAGGAGAUCUGGCGCGCGCUGGAACACGCCCACCUCCGCGCCUUCGUGCAGGGGCUGCCGGCCGGGCUGCGGCACGAGGUGGCGGAGGGCGGCGAGAACCUGUCGGUGGGACAGCGCCAGCUCGUGUGCCUGGCGCGCGCGCUGCUGCGCAAGACGCCGCUGCUGGUGCUGGACGAGGCCACCGCGGCCGUCGACCUCGAGACCGACGACCUCAUCCAGAAGACGAUCCGCUCGGAGUUCGCGUCGUGCACGGUGCUCACUAUCGCGCACCGCCUCAACACCAUCAUGGACUCCACUAAAGUGAUGGUGCUCGACCGCGGGCAGCUCGUCGAGUACGCGGCCCCUCAGCAGCUACUUAACGAUAAAAACUCCAUUUUCUACUCCAUGGCUAAAGAUGCCGGAAUAGUUAACUAAGUGUUUCCACUUCAAGAGAAUCUUGAUAACUUCUUAAGUGUUAUAAGCGUAUAAAAAACUACUUAUGUCAAUUGUACGUUUCGAACAACAGGAUAAUACUCAGUGACAGCUACGUUUAACUGAUGAACAUAUUUGGUCGAAAUCUUAUGCUAAUAAACCGAUCCCGGUAAGUUGUUAAAGUUUUAAACUGAACAGAUUAUUUGAGAUAAUGAAUUUCCAUGGCCAUUUACUUAAGGGAAAGUUGAUUAGCCGACGUCCCGAGGACGGCGUGCCCCGUGCGAUACACAUUCCGAUUAGCAGUUUGACGAUCCGUCAUUCCGAUAGAAACAGCUGACUAUCGAAUUAUAUGAUUGGUUUUGGCAUCGCUAAACACUAAAACGUGAAAUGUCACGUAAACCUUGAAAAUGUAAAAAAAAAACAACUAUGUAUAUUGAUUUAGAAUACUUUCAAAUUUUCACAUUUGUAUAAAAAUACGUCGAUUUUGUUGACGGUACCUGUACACUGUUUAUUAAGGUACCUCGUAAACCUCGAAUUCUUAAUAAGUAAUCGUAAACUCGAAUAAAAAUUAUGAUCUGUUUGUUAAAAAUAUAUGAUAAUAUGAAGAAAAAUUCAUCGACUUUUUUAUAAAAAUGUAGAAAUUUAAAGAGCUGAUACGUUUUAGUCAAUUGCAACAUUCGACUUAAAAAGUUUUUGUAUGUUAUGAGUGUUUAUUGAACCGACAUCACAUUGCCAUCAACACUGUACUUAAUUUAAGAUUUUCAAAGACAGGGUUAUACAAUAUUUGUUUAUAAAUAUACAUUCAAUAAGUUUUACAUUGUAUUAUGAUUUAGUUUAUUAAUUCUAAGUAUUACGAUUGUUUUUAGAUUUGCGCAACUACUCAAAACAUAACAUUUUUUUCAAAUACCUACCAAACUACUGCCAAUUAUCAUUUUUAUCUGUGGAAAAUGUCAAACUAUUAAUAAAUCAUAGAAAUCUUCAAUCGUUAAUUCAAACUGGUUAUUUAUUUCCAUUUUUAAAUAAUAGUCAUCAGACAAGUAUUUUGUCUGAUCUUGUAACAUAGCUGUAGAUAUGUGUUACCUGUAUGUUGCAAAAUUUUGUAAAUAAGCGAGUGCCUGUGAUUUUCCACUGCUUUUUUUUAAACGGUCCGUUGCAAAUUUUCACCGUCUAUGUUACAAAUACACUACCUACCUUUUCAACUUUUAUCAAUCAAAAGGUGUAUUUUAUAUUUAUAUUGCGUUUAUUCAUUAAUAGGACAGUAGAUUCCAUUCCAAGGCGGCUGUCUAUAUUUCUAGCAUGGACAAUAUCUGUGGCAGCAUAAUGUAUCAAUGUAACCUUUCACUAUCUAAUCUAAUAAUAAAGCUAAUAAAUCUUAAAAACUUGUCUGAGAGAAAAUAUUCAGAAGAAUUAAACCAAUAGUUCCCAAAAAAUUAGAUAUUGCCGGAUUAAAAAUAAAUUAUCAGUAGACUUAACCGCUGACGAACCGUUAUUUUUAAAAUUAAAUUUUGCACAACAUCCCAAUUAAAAAUCACACAUCAUAUUCGAGGGUGUGUCUUGAAGUGAAAGUAAUUUUGAACUUUUGAAUUUUACUAAAUGAAAUUCAACGAAAUAUAAUAUAUUACAUAAUAAUAUAUUAUGUAGAACAGCAGAAUGUUUAUUAUAUUACAUAUAUUAUAUUUCGAAAAAAUUUAAAUCUUAAAAGACGUUCUGAAAACUGUUUAACUAAUGUCUUAAUCACUAAAAUUUUUUAAGUACUUUAACAUCGCAUUUAUUCAUAUUAAUAUAUCUUUUUUUCUCUACCAACAGUAUUUAUUGCACUUAAUUAUGUGAUUUUGUCUCUUAGAUCUAGGCAAAAUAAAACAUCUUGUAGGAUACACCGCGCCUUAGAAUUAUAAAUUUUCAUUCAAGAAUAUUUUAUAAAUUUAUAAUAUUUGUAUGUAUAUGUAUACACUGUAGCUAUUUGAAUAAAUAUUACUUUGAUAGGAGUGAUACUAGAACAUUGUUGUUGUAACAUGUUUAUUGUAAAGCCAUAUUGCACUAAGCGCCUUACUACAAGUUGAUUUUGCUCAUAAAUAUGAAAAAAAUAUGCAGUGAAAAGGGAUCGUGGGCGUUUUAUAAGAAGACAUCGCAGGAAAAAAUUAUUUUACCAAUGAUACUACGCUCAAUGCAAAACUAAUAAAUCAUCGUCAUGUUCGGGAUCAUUGCUUGCACAAUGUGAAAUGUCUGUCUUCGUUCAAGAUAACUUCAUUACAUAUCAAGUUUCUGAAUUAGGGUAAUUGAUCUUUCAGACAGACAUGGUUUGAUAAAUAAUUUGGAGUAAAUUAUUAGCAGUACAUAAUAUGUUUUUGUUGAGUUUUUGCGCAAUCGGUCGUUUCAUAAGAAACCUCACUUGAAAUCCAGCCGUGGCCAUUCUAAUCUAUUGUUUACCAUUUUUGUGAUUUCGACUUUUGUGUUCCUAAUUUAGGAUCGAAGUGCGGUAUCCUUUAUACGUAAAAUAAACGAAUAAAAUUAAUAAUUCGUUAUCAAACUGUUGUCAGUUACAUAUUUAUUAACGUUUUAACUUAAUAAAUUAUCAAAUUGUGCUUUGAGAAAAUACUUCGAAGUUACCACCACACUGCCUAUGUAAAAAUCUGUAAUAAUACAACAGUUGACACUUAAAAUACUGGUACUUAAGGGUGAAGAAAUAUGAUUGGUUAUUAAAUUUUAUUGCUCAUUUGCUUUAAAUAAUAACUUUAUGAAAAUGUCACAUCCGAGAUUUUUAAACUUUUAGUAUAUACGUACGUACUUACAAAAUAGUUUUAAGUCGAUUUAUUUAGAUAAUGUCGUUUUUGUGAACAAAAUCUGCAUUUUAUUGUUCAUAAUUUUACAAUAGUUGACAAAACCGUUAUGUGUUUGUCUGUUAUUAAUACACAAUGUGAAUAGUAAUGUAUCAUAAACAAGUUAUGUAGGUACUUGGGUAAUAAUGUUAAUGUGCGAAGCUUGUUAUGUAAUAGAAUGUUAGUAUUUAGUUAGGACCACACUAUGUGCCUAAAUUAUUUAUGAUCUUGAUUAUUAAAAAGAAGUUAACAAUUGAGUGAAUUUUGUUCUUAAUUAGUAAAAAACUAUCUAAGUAUAUGUAUCGCGUUCUCUAAUUGAUGAUUUGUUGUGUUUAUUGGAAUUUUCAAUAAUUAAUUUACGGAAUUACUUAUUUUAGGUACUUAUCUGGUUUUGUUACUUGCCUUUAUUUAUCAUAAAUACAAUAUU